AUGUCGUCCUCGUCCGAAACAUCUCCUCUGCUCGAAAGAUCCAGCAGCCCUGAGAUUGAUCACCUACCAGCUCCCAAUGGUGUCGACGUUGUUGAGGAAGACCGUGUUCCUAUCUUUCUCCGAGCAGCACAUUCUCCAUGGCCAUUUUUGAAGCAGAAUGUGCUUUGCUACGUUCGAGGGCUGCUUGUAUUCUUGCUCACAGGAGCAAGUGGCAUAGCCUUGUAUCACAAACUUCACAAUCGCACUCAUCACAAAGACGAGCAGAAUGAGUACAGUCAUUCGCUUCUGCAAAGUCUUUUUCAGUUCUCCAGCAUCACUUUCUUCAUGGUGGCUGUGUAUCAGUACAUGGUCUUUGGCUGGACGUUUAUGCACUUUCACUACCCCAACGGUGGCGAGGGCUACUCCGGUAUCAAGGCCACGCUUUUGAACGCUGCAGCACCCCCGGAACAACGAUUAACCUCCCCCAAACGCACGAUCUUCAGUCUUUUCUAUGCCAUCUCGCAUGUUGCUGCUUUCAUGAACACAUUCAUAUACGUGACUGUUUUGGCACCAUCUGGUCACGGCAUCGGGCAAAAGGAGAAGCAUUCUGAGGGCUUCUCCCCUGGUGAUAAAGAUAAGCCAGGCAACGGAAACAAUGGCAAUAAUGGCAAUAAAGAUGAUGGCCACAGGAUCAUUGCGAUCGACGAAAACCUCCUCAGGAAUCUUGCCUUGGCUUCCCUGUUCAUUCUUCCUUCGCUGAUUGCCUUGAUUGAGAUUCUCUUCCUCAACAGCGUCAAACCACAAAUCCCACUCUCGAUCCAUAUCCAGGCCGUCAACCUGUUCGCGAUGGUUUACCUCGUUUGGGCAUACAUCGGAAUGUCUAUCACCGGUCACGAUCCUUUCUUAGUCUUCGACCCACCGAGGCUGGCAUCCAACACUGUGUUGGCGGUCUCUAGCUUUGCUGGCCUUGCUUCUGGCAUGUUCUCGGUCAUGCAUGCUCUUAUCAGCUUCCGCGAGGCAAUAAUCAAGAAGCUUCGAUACUAG
This is a messenger RNA of Pyricularia grisea, 1023 nucleotides long. RefSeq lists its product as uncharacterized. NCBI's taxonomy places the organism in Eukaryota, Fungi, Ascomycota, Sordariomycetes, Magnaporthales, Pyriculariaceae. The record is from RefSeq and is a predicted model, not a curated record. Bases 1 to 1023 code for a protein of 340 amino acids. The transcript is spliced from 4 exons.